Molecule: messenger RNA, 438 nt
Organism: Metarhizium robertsii ARSEF 23
Lineage: Eukaryota; Fungi; Ascomycota; Sordariomycetes; Hypocreales; Clavicipitaceae
Product: methyl transferase
Exons: 2
Coding region: 1-438 (145 amino acids)
Source: RefSeq, a predicted model, not a curated record
AUGGCCGAACACUUAAAACCGAAUGUCGGAUAUUUAGAGCAGGUAGAAAUAGAUUGGGAACCACGAUUCAAGGGCGGCAAUAUUCCGUACAAAUGCGCCCUUAUCGACUGGACUGACAAGUUGCUGCGCGCCAUGGAUCUGCACGGUCGUUCGAUGAGAGUGGAACCAGAGCGAACGAGAAGACAACUCAGAACUGCUGGAUUUUCAGAUAUCCACGAUUGCUCAAUCAGGGUCGGCUUCACUCCUUGGUCGGAAGACCGUCACGAGAGAGACGUAGCAUUUUGGUUUGGGGCUGGUUUUAGUCACGCCAUUAAAGCCCUGUCCUACGGCCCUAUGAGUUUAUCUCUUACCAUGUCUAUAAGGGACAUCGACCUUCUUUGCAAUGCGGUUCUCGACGAGUUACGCACUGCCCGAUAUAAAGCCUAUUGCGGAAUGUGA